GUGAAAGAAGAAGAGAAGGAAGGAGAGUUCAGAGUGAAAGAGGAGAGGGAUGUUACCAAAUAUUUGUAUAUCUGUGAUGUAGAAAAAGAGGAGACAGUUUUUGGAGUGGAGGGGGAGAUAACUGUCACGUUGAAAGAAGAGGAGGAGGAGACAAGAGAUCUGAUUAACACCAGAGAGAGACCAGACACUCACUCUGAUAGUGGGAAGAGUCCUUCAGGGGAACCAGACCCAGAGAUGCCCAAACCAGUGAGACGACACCACUGCUCCCACUGUGGAAAGUGUUUUACCAAGUUACAGAACCUAAAACAGCAUGAGAGGACGCACAAAGGAGAAAAGCCUUUUCAUUGCUCCCAGUGUGAAAAAAGAUUUUCACGAUCACAGGACUUAAACAAACAUGAGAGGACACACACAGAAGAAAAGCCCUUCCAAUGCUCCCAGUGUGGAAAGGGUUUUACCCGGUUAGGAAACCUGAAAGAACAUAUAAUAAUACACACAGGAGAGAAGCCUCACCACUGCUCCCAGUGUGGAAAGAGUUUUAACCGGUUAGGGAAUCUGAAAAAGCAUGAGAGAAUACACUCUGGAGUGAAGCCUUACCAGUGUUCCUAUUGUGGAAAGAGUUUUACCCAGUUAGAGAACCUGAAGGAACAUGAAAGGACACACACAGGGGAGAAACCCCACCGUUGCUCUCAGUGUGGAAAGGAUUUUACCACGUUACGAAACCUAAAACAGCAUGAGACGAAACACACAGGAGAAAAGCCUUUCCACUGCUCCCUGUGUGGAAAGAAUUUUACCCAUUUAGGGAACCUGAAAAAACAUGAGAGAAUACACUCAGGAGAUAAGCCUUACCCCUGUUUCCGCUGUGGAAGGACUUUUAGGUGGUUAGGGACCUUUAAGCAACAUGAGAGAAUACACACAGGAGAAAAGCCUUUCCAAUGUUCCCAGUGUGGAAAAGGUUUUACCCAAUUGGGUAACCUAAAAGUUCAUGAGAGGACACACUUAGGAGAAAAGCCUUUCCAAUGUUCCCAGUGUGGAAAGAGUUUUACUAUGUUAGAGAGUCUAAAAGAGCAUGAGAGAAUACACACAGGAGAGAAGCCCUACCAAUGCUCCCACUGUGGAAAGAGUUUUAGGGGUUUAGGGAACCUGAAAAAACAUGAGAGAAUACACACAGGAGAAAAGCCUCACUAAUGUUCCCAGUGUGAAAGGAGUUUUAACCAGUUAAAGCACCCGAAAUCACAUGAAAGAACACAUUCAGGAGAGAAGCCUUUCCACUGCUCUCAUUGUGGAAAGACAUUUUAAUUCCAGUGCUUUGAUUUCGCAUAUUUAGAAUUUGGGACAUUUGACCCAUAGACUUGUCUGUAACUUGGGAAGAGAGAGGUUGGAGCUUUUCAUUCCGGUUACAAACCCAGUUCUUUCUCUUCUCUUAAAACAUAUGGAUCCAGAACUGAAUCAAGUGUUAUGAACCCAGUUUUGUCUUGGGGCCCUAUUUGGCCCAGUUACAUGUGAAGCUCUGGUGAACUCCAUGCCCAAGAGGGUUAAGGCAGUGCUGGAAAAUGAUGGUGGCCACACAAA
Coregonus clupeaformis (lake whitefish) is the source of this 1569-nucleotide messenger RNA. RefSeq names its product zinc finger protein 436-like. Bases 235 to 1185 code for a protein of 316 amino acids. The transcript has 2 exons. Lineage: Eukaryota; Metazoa; Chordata; Actinopteri; Salmoniformes; Salmonidae. Gene Ontology annotation, biological process: regulation of transcription by RNA polymerase II. Gene Ontology annotation, molecular function: RNA polymerase II cis-regulatory region sequence-specific DNA binding; DNA-binding transcription factor activity. The record is from RefSeq and is a predicted model, not a curated record.